Dentiscutata heterogama is the source of this 285-nucleotide messenger RNA. NCBI's taxonomy places the organism in Eukaryota, Fungi, Glomeromycota, Glomeromycetes, Diversisporales, Gigasporaceae. The record is from the annotation of a GenBank genome assembly.
GAACGGUUUAUUAAUAUGGGCUAGGAAACAACGUGGGCCAUAUUAUGAUCCAACGACACGCAUGUAUCAUGUCAAUAGAAAUUCGAAAAAAUAUUUUGCAGGAUAUACUGAAGCGGACGCUGAAAUUGAGAACGAUGCUUUAGGACUGACUGGCCAAAAAAGUGUGCAUAAUAGUUUCAUUAAACCUGCAUUACACAUUGUUGACAAAGAGUCGAUAGUUUACGGAAACAACAUGUCCCCUGCCCGCGUUGGUAACCCAAGCGGUCGGAGACCUGGACGCCCAAG